This is a messenger RNA of Hyaloscypha bicolor E, 669 nucleotides long. RefSeq lists its product as uncharacterized. The record is from RefSeq and is a predicted model, not a curated record. NCBI's taxonomy places the organism in Eukaryota, Fungi, Ascomycota, Leotiomycetes, Helotiales, Hyaloscyphaceae. The transcript is spliced from 2 exons. Bases 1 to 669 code for a protein of 222 amino acids.
AUGCACCACCUCAGCCUUACUAUCUUCUUUGCCCUCUUUCUCCCCUUCACCUUGGUGCAAUUCUCCUCCUGUCUCCCCCUACCUGACCUCACAGCACUAACAGUCCUAUCACAGGUCCUCUCCGCUCCAUCAGAAGGCAUUUUGCCUGCGUUGGGCCCAACCAGCGAGAACACGGUCCUCGCAACCUUCAUUGGCUCCUACGGCGAUCAUGACUACAACCUCAACGGUACCGUCCAAGAAGUUAUGGCCCAACUCAAGGAGAUGCACCCUGGCGUGGAGCUUGAAAACGGCGAAGUGAUGGGUCUUGUUGCGCGGAACAAGAUCAAGCCUCCUCUCUGCGUUCCCGUAGCCGGCCAGGACUGGACGGCCGCAUUCAUGUCCCACAUCGAUGCAGGAAUCUUCUACCUCAACAACCUCCACACACGCCUGGGCAUUUCUGCAAAGUCCUGCUCGCGAAUUUCUUGUUCUUAUGAUUCGGCUAUCUACCUUUGCAACGACAAUGGUUAUUACAUCGCGCCCGCCAGUACAUAUAUUGCGAGCUACGCGCAGGACCUGGUUAACCUCUGUACUACUGGCAGCUUCGACAAGUUUCCGGACUAUAGGAAAACGGGGGGACAGGAGUUUGAUAGCGAUGGAUACAAUGUUAUUGUGAAGCAAGAUAGUUGCUAG